AUGCCCGCACACCCAGACUCUAACCUUUACCCCGAAGCCAGCGGUCUAGCCAAGACACUGGUUGACCGACAUCAAGCCGAGCAGCCCCUGAAGCUGUAUGCGGGGUGGUUUUGUCCAUUUGGUAUGUUUCUAGUCGGACUUCCCAGCAAUAUCAAUACUGACCACUCAGUGCAACGAGUCUGGCUCGCACUCGAAGAGAAAAAGAUCCCAUAUCAAUACAUCGAAGUCAAUCCAUACAACAAACCAGAGUCACUGUUGACUCUCAACCCACGCGGUCUGGUCCCAACUCUUUCAACUCCAGAUCCCCCACGACCUCUUUACGAGUCUACCGUGAUCUUGGAAUAUCUGGAAGAGGCAUACCCAGAUCAUGGACCGCGGUUCCUUCCAGAAGAUCCUUAUGAGCGCGCCCGAGCCCGGAUCUGGAUUGACUAUGUAACUUCUCGAAUCAUUCCAUCCUUUCAUCGGUUCUUGCAGUACCAGUCUGCGGAUGCGAAGGAUGCAGAUGCGGGCUUGGAUCAGGCUCGACAGGAAUUUUUGAGUCACCUCAAAUCUUGGACCCAAGAGAUGCACCCUGAUGGACCUUUCUUCCUCGGAGAGAACAUUAGUCUGCCAGAUUUGGUGCUAGCUCCCUGGGCGGUCCGAUUGUGGGUAUUCGAUGAGUUCAAGGGUGGACUGGAGAUCCCUGAUGGGUCUGACAGUGCAGUUUGGGAAAGGUGGGGAAGGUGGCUAGCUGCCAUUGAAAAUAGAAAGAGUAUCAAAGAGACGACCAGUGACACCGAGCAUUAUCUUCCAAUCUACAAGAGAUAUGCGGAUAACACUGCUCAGAGUGAGUUGGCGAAGGCAACGCGGUCUGGUCGUGGGGUCCCUUGA
Penicillium brevicompactum is the source of this 870-nucleotide messenger RNA. RefSeq lists its product as uncharacterized. The transcript has 2 exons. Lineage: Eukaryota; Fungi; Ascomycota; Eurotiomycetes; Eurotiales; Aspergillaceae. The record is from RefSeq and is a predicted model, not a curated record. Gene Ontology annotation, cellular component: cytoplasm. Bases 1 to 870 code for a protein of 289 amino acids.